UUACGGCAGUGUGGCUGGAGCCGCUACUGAGGGGGCCGCGGUUUGGGCGUGAGUGGAGGGAACCGGAGUAGCCGGUGUCGGCUGGGCCUACAACCAUGGACGUGGGCGAACUUCUGAGCUACCAGCCCAACAGGGGCACGAAACGUCCCCGGGAUGAUGAAGAGGAAGAGCUGAAAAUGCGUCGGAAACAAGCUGGUACUCGAGAACGUGGCCGCUAUCGGGAAGAGGAAAUGACUGCUGUGGUAGAAGAAGCAGAUGAUGACAAAAAAAGGCUUCUUCAGAUUAUUGACAGAGAGGGUGAGGAGGAAGAGGAGGAGGAGGAACCAUUGGAUGAAAGCUCAGUGAAGAAAAUGAUCCUUACAUUUGAGAAAAGAUCAUAUAAGAACCAAGAGUUGCGGAUCAAGUUUCCAGACAAUCCCGAGAAGUUUAUGGAAUCUGAGCUGGACCUAAAUGACAUCAUUCAGGAGAUGCAUGUGGUGGCCACCAUGCCAGACCUGUACCACCUUCUGGUGGAGCUGAAUGCUGUGCAGUCUCUUCUUGGGUUGCUUGGACACGAUAAUACAGAUGUGUCCAUAGCUGUGGUUGAUUUGCUUCAGGAAUUAACAGACAUAGACACCCUCCAUGAGAGUGAAGAGGGAGCAGAAGUACUCAUCGAUGCUCUGGUGGACGGGCAAGUGGUAGCGCUGCUCGUGCAGAACCUGGAGCGUCUGGAUGAGUCCGUGAAAGAAGAGGCAGAUGGCGUCCACAACACUCUGGCUAUUGUGGAAAACAUGGCUGAGUUCCGGCCCGAGAUGUGCACGGAGGCUGCCCAGCAGGGUCUUCUGCAGUGGCUGCUGAAGAGGCUGAAGGCAAAGAUGCCCUUCGAUGCCAACAAACUGUAUUGUAGUGAAGUGCUGGCCAUAUUGCUCCAGGACAAUGAUGAAAACAGGGAAUUGCUUGGGGAGCUGGAUGGAAUCGAUGUGCUUCUUCAGCAGUUAUCCGUGUUUAAAAGACACAAUCCUAGCACGGCCGAGGAGCAGGAGAUGAUGGAGAACCUGUUUGAUUCACUCUGUUCCUGCCUAAUGCUCAGUUCCAAUCGUGAGCGCUUCCUGAAGGGCGAGGGUCUUCAGCUGAUGAAUCUCAUGCUCAGAGAAAAGAAGAUCUCCCGGAGCAGUGCCCUGAAGGUGCUGGACCAUGCCAUGAUUGGGCCCGAGGGCACAGACAAUUGUCAUAAGUUUGUUGACAUUCUUGGCCUACGAACCAUCUUUCCGCUCUUUAUGAAAUCUCCCAGGAAGAUCAAGAAAGUGGGGACCACUGAGAAGGAACAUGAAGAGCAUGUCUGUUCGAUCCUGGCUUCCCUCCUGCGGAACCUGAGAGGGCAGCAGCGAACCCGGCUUCUGAAUAAAUUCACAGAAAAUGACAGUGAGAAGGUUGACAGACUGAUGGAGUUGCAUUUUAAAUAUCUGGAUGCAAUGCAGGUGGCCGACAAGAAGAUUGAAGGGGAAAAGCACGACAUGGUCCGGCGUGGAGAAAUCAUAGACAACGACAUUGAGGAUGAGUUCUACCUCCGGCGCUUGGACGCUGGGCUCUUUGUUCUCCAGCACAUCUGCUACAUCAUGGCGGAGAUCUGCAAUGCCAAUGUGCCCCAGAUUCGCCAGAGGGUUCACCAGAUCCUAAACAUGCGAGGAAGCUCCAUCAAAAUUGUCAGGCACAUCAUCAAAGCGGUUCUCAAAGUUGAGCCUACAUCAGCAUUACCUGGAGGACUUGUUCAAACAGACUGCUGGGCCUAGUAAGUAGGUCUGGGUUGGGCCUCAAAAUUUGCAUUUCUAGUAAGUUUCUCUGUGCUGCUGAUGCUGCUGCUCCAGGUCCAUACUCUGACAACCACUGGUCUAGAGCAAUGCCUGCCCGCAGUAGGCGUCCACUCCCUGUGCGCUAAGUGAGUAAAUGAGUGAGUAAAGGCUGGGGCUAGGAGAAGAGUGUGAGCCUGGAAAGGUAAGUUGGGCCCUUUUCGCUGAGGGCCUCGAAUGCAAAACCAAGGAGUUUGGCUGCACCUGCCACCAUGGGGGCUUAGAACAGCAUGCACCACAGUGGGAGCUGGGAUUCAGGGAGAGGGGUGAAGUGACCCCACCACCAUGGACCCCACGCCUCUGAUUCACGCCUAACCCUGCCUUUGUCU
This is a messenger RNA of Equus quagga, 2155 nucleotides long. RefSeq names its product catenin beta like 1 (gene CTNNBL1). Bases 96 to 1769 code for a protein of 557 amino acids. The record is from RefSeq and is a predicted model, not a curated record. Gene Ontology annotation, cellular component: spliceosomal complex. NCBI's taxonomy places the organism in Eukaryota, Metazoa, Chordata, Mammalia, Perissodactyla, Equidae. The transcript has 16 exons.